Messenger RNA from Sebastes umbrosus (honeycomb rockfish), 2082 nucleotides. It is a transcript of the gene pdk3a, whose product is annotated as pyruvate dehydrogenase kinase, isozyme 3a. NCBI's taxonomy places the organism in Eukaryota, Metazoa, Chordata, Actinopteri, Perciformes, Sebastidae. The record is from RefSeq and is a predicted model, not a curated record. Gene Ontology annotation, molecular function: pyruvate dehydrogenase (acetyl-transferring) kinase activity. The coding region runs from base 277 to 1503 and encodes 408 amino acids. Gene Ontology annotation, cellular component: mitochondrion. The transcript is spliced from 12 exons. Gene Ontology annotation, biological process: regulation of glucose metabolic process; protein phosphorylation.
AGCUGGCUUGAAAGUGUUUAGCUCAUCUGAACGCUCAACAAUGUAGAUCCAGGAAGCCUUCUGGAGAGCAUAUUGUUUGUGUCUUUAUCUGUACCCUUAAUGGACAUUUAUUCAUCACUUCAUCGCUUCGUGUCCUCCGGAGGAGCUGGGACAAAUGUGGACACCGACCACAGAGGAGGACUGUCUCCGUGUUGGCUGUCAACAAGAAAUGAUCGUGCUUUCUCUUGAGUCUCAUUCUCACAGUCACAUCCAGACAUCUUCAUUAACACCUUCAAAAUGAGGAUCUUCGUGUCUCUGCUGAAAAAUGCGAACCCCAAAAUCGAGUAUUACUCCAGGUUUUCUCCGUCUCCUCUCUCCAUCAAGCAGUUCCUGGAUUUUGGCAGGGACAAUGCUUGUGAAAAAACAUCCUACAUGUUCCUGCGUAAGGAGCUGCCGGUGCGGCUGGCCAACACCAUGAGAGAGGUCAACCUGCUACCUGAUAAACUGCUUAGCCAGCCCUCCGUCAGACUGGUGCAGAAAUGGUACAUGCAGAGCUUUGUGGAGCUGCUGGAUUAUGAGAACAGGAAGCCAGAGGACAGUCACGCUUUGAACGAUUUCCUGGAGCUCUUGAUCGAGAUCCGUAACCGCCACAACGACGUGGUUCCCACCAUGGCUCAGGGGGUCAUCGAGUACAAGGAGAAGUUCGGCUUCGACCCCUUUAUCAGCAGCAACAUCCAGUACUUCCUCGACCGCUUCUACACCAACCGCAUCUCUUUCCGCAUGCUCAUCAACCAGCACACUCUCCUGUUUGGCAACGACACCAACCCUGCCCUUCCAAAACACAUAGGCAGUAUCGAUCCCACCUGCAGUGUGGCUGAAGUCGUCAGUGAUGCCUACGACACGGCCAAGAUGCUGUGUGAGAAGUACUACUUGGCUGCUCCCGAGCUGAAGAUCGAAGAGUUCAACAUGAAGGCCCCUCAAAAGCCCAUCCAGGCGGUGUAUGUGCCCUCUCAUCUCUUCCACAUGCUGUUUGAGCUCUUCAAGAACUCGAUGAGAGCCACGGUGGAGCUUCACGAGGACAGUGUUGGGGGAUUACCGCCAGUAAAGGCAAAAGUCACUCUGGGUGGAGAGGAUCUUUCCAUAAAGAUCAGUGACAGCGGAGGAGGAGUUCCUCUGAGGAAGAUAGACCGUCUGUUUAACUACAUGUACUCCACUGCUCCUACGCCGAGCCUGGAGCCGGGAGCUGUCCCAUUGGCUGGUUUUGGCUACGGUUUGCCCAUUUCUAGGCUCUACGCCCGAUACUUCCAGGGGGACCUGAAACUGUACUCCAUGGAGGGCGUUGGCACCGAUGCUGUCAUCUAUCUGAAGGCCCUUUCCAGUGAGUCCUUCGAGCGUCUGCCCGUCUUCAACAAGUCAGCGUGGCGGCAUUACAAGACCAGCCCCGAGGCGGACGACUGGAGCAACCCCAGCAAAGAGCCGCGCGAUGCCACUCCAUCUGAUGUGAAAAGAAACCAGUUUAGAUGAAGAAUUCAGUAUGGAAAGCGUCCUCAUCCUGUAUUUCGUCACUGCCAAUGCCUUCGUAACCUGCCAGUCUCGCCGAGUGAUGCUCAGUGACAAACCUGCUGUAAAGGAAGUGUUAUACGCUUGUCCUCUUCAUUUAAAAGCCUCAGUCCACCACCUUUAAUCACGUUUUACAGCCAAUGACUGUUAUUUCAAUUCCACUUGUGUGAUCUAGAGGCCCGAGGAUCUUUCAUCUUCAGUAGUCGUCAACCUUUACUGUUAAAGACUGUCUCUGGACCUCUAGUAUUUUAGGGAAUGUUGUGUAUAUAACUAUUAAUAAUGUGUUUGCUGUACAUGCAGCCAGUGUGGAGUGAUCACUCUGUUUUCCAUCCUACUGUACCUCCAGCUUAAACAAACAUAUCUGUAUGCAUGAACUCCUCCUCACUACGGAGGUGGUCACGCAGAGAUAUGCAAUCAAUGCAACAUCAUACAUAUAUAUAUAUAUAUACCAAAAAAAGGUGAUAUAGAGCAGUCUAAUAGUGUGAUUCAGCAUGAGAUCAACUUGUCAAACCGGACAAUAAAGAAAACUGCUGUUGUGUGCGA